Messenger RNA from Triplophysa rosa, 2523 nucleotides. Its product is annotated as zinc finger protein 750-like. Gene Ontology annotation, molecular function: DNA-binding transcription activator activity, RNA polymerase II-specific; RNA polymerase II cis-regulatory region sequence-specific DNA binding; promoter-specific chromatin binding. The transcript has 3 exons. NCBI's taxonomy places the organism in Eukaryota, Metazoa, Chordata, Actinopteri, Cypriniformes, Nemacheilidae. Bases 381 to 2114 code for a protein of 577 amino acids. Gene Ontology annotation, biological process: epidermis development; positive regulation of transcription by RNA polymerase II. Gene Ontology annotation, cellular component: nucleus. The record is from RefSeq and is a predicted model, not a curated record.
UAAAUCACGAAUGAGAUCUUAUUAAUACAUCUGUGUUUUUUAUAAACCGAUGGAGAGCAAAAAUAGAUGUUCAUUGAAUGUUUUAUAUACUUGUGUAAUGUUAUAAUCGCACAUGAAGCUGUUCUGUACCUGCAGGCCUGGAUUCAUCAUAGCUGAUGUCGUAUCCUCAGGGCUUUACGAACUGAUGCUGAGCUCCGCCCCCUUUCACGCGUGUCACCGGCAGACAGGUCGAGCCUGUCCUUCAGCAGACAUGACUCUAGUCUCUUCACCUGUGCAACACAUCCAGAUCACAGGUGAUCUACUGAUCCAACACGCCGUCACGGCAGUACAAGCAACACCGUUCAGUCAUUGUAGGUUCAUCGACAGUUUCUCCCGUCGGGAUGAGCAUCUCUGCCAAAGACCGCAAGCCGAAGAAGCCUCAUUACAUCCCCCGUCCCCCCGGCAAGCCGUUCAUAUACCAUUGCUUCCAGUGUCCCUUCACCUGCAACCAGAAAUCCCACCUGUUCAACCAUAUGAAAUACAACCUGUGCAAGAUCUCCAUCUCCAUAACUGACAAACAAAGCAGAAGUCCGUCUCACGCUUCCGCCGCAACCAACAUCCCGUCCGCAAUGGACACAAGCUUGAGUGACGCGUCAAAGGAAACGAAGUCUGGAGUGGAAGUGAUUGAUAGCGGAGGCGAGUCCGAAGCAUCUUCCCACAACGAUGUCACUUUAAAUCACGAUGAAUCCUGCGAGAAGAAAACACAGAAGGAAGCAGAUCUUCCAAAACGACAUCGCUCUGAGUCUGUGUCGUCAUCUUCAGACGUUACACCCGUGUAUAAACCCGAAGCUCUUCUCCCUCGGGUUUCUCAUGUGUUCAGCCCUGUGGGCGUCUGGACACCCCCGGUCUCAUUUCCACCCAGCUCUUUAAGUCCUGAACACAAACCACACCUGAAGGACAGAGAGAUGCUGGAUUGUUCCUAUCACGGUGCUGUGUUUCCGGGAUAUUAUGCCUACGGCGUUCCCAUCUCUCUGCAUCCGCUCUACUCCCAAUAUUACACCCCAACCCCAACCCCGCCUCACCCGCACCUCCUCCCGUACUCCCUGGACGGCCCGCUGUUUCCAAGAGAACUGCUGCCAGUGAGUUCUCCAUCCCGUGAGGAGUAUUUUAGAUACUAUCAUGCGUUUUUGACUCCGGAUUAUAGUCAGAAUGCUCAAAUCCACCCCGCAGUGCCUUACUUUAUCCCGUACUCGGAAGAAACCCAUCACGUGACAAAUAUGACUCCUGGGUUUUCACUGGCAUCAAGAUAUGAAGCGGCUGAGUUCUCAAGCGUGCAGCAUGUCAUGAGCGAGCACACGUGUGAAGAGAGAGAGCUCAGGGUGAAUACUGAAGGAGAAGAGCUUCAGGUGUGUCCACAGACGGGAUGCUCUGCUGCUGGGUCGCCAGUUGGACCGCACGGUCACCAUGGUUACCAGCAGCCAGAGGAUGAGGAGGUAGUGCUGGACAGCCAAUCAGAAGAGAGGGGUGCGGCCAUACAGAUAGACGAAGAUGGUCAGAGACAUGAGGAAAUGAAAGGCAUUGAAAGGUCACCAGCAUUUGGGGGGAGAGAGACAGAAAGUGACGAUCAUCAUGUCAUGAGUCCUCUCAACCUCUCCAGAAGAGUUCAGAUCAAGAAUGAUGCUUCAGUUCAACAGUCUCAUCCUCUGAAUCUGUCUGUGAAGGAAGAGAGCCAAUCACAGAGCAGCUCGAGUGAAGACGGCCCAUCUCGGCAGGGGAUUGUGGGUAGCGGGACAUCACAGAUGAACAAUGAUUCACUCGUAGAGGAAGAGACAACGGCUGCAUUCGCUCUGUGCCAGCUGGCCCGGUCCAUUCUAACAGAUCCAAGCGGAAACUCAAGGCCAACAUCUGACCGUGAUCAAACGGAUCCCACUCCAACAAACACAAGCUCCACAAAACCAUGUCCAGAAUCAAAUUUAGAUGAAUGCUCCGCCCAUCCUUCUGACGCAACAGAAGUCUCCGCCUCCACGUCAAAUGUUAAACAUCCAAAGAGUAAAGCACGUGGAGCACACGGCACCAAAAGAAAACGAAUGAGUGACCUCAGUAACCGCAAUCUGAGGAAAAGAACUUGCCAUUAAAAUGAAACGUGUUUUACAGAUUUUGUGUUUAAACACAUCAUAAACAUUCAUGACGUUUUUUUGAAGAAGAAGAAUUUUUCAACAGCUGUGUUUUAAUUGAAACAUUGAAUCAUAUUUAUUUUUCACUUUUUAAACUGUUAAAACUACUUCGUUUCAUAUUGUUCAUGUAUUCACAUCUGAGUUUAAAAUAAUAAUAAUAAAACAACAACAAAAGUCAGACUGGCUUAAAAUGACUGUGCAAACACACAAGUAUGCCAAAGACGCAAACGUUUGCAACAAACAUCUAAAACACGUUAUCGCAGGUCUGUCACGCCAGAAAGCAGCAGGUGCAUGUGAAACCUGUUUAACCGCUGAAAGUGCAGUUAUAUCCAGCAGGUUCAGACAUGUUCGUUACUGUUAAACCUGUCGC